UGGAAACAAAACUUUCAAAACAAAACAAAAGUGGGGGGGGGGAGAAGGACCAACGCAUAGAAACCAAAAUAAACAACAAAUGAGUGAGCUGCGUGAUCAUCGACACAACACAGAUAGACAGACAGACAGAAAGGCGAGCGCAGUAGAGUGGACCACAUUACCCACAAUCCCACGCGACUGCUCCGUCAGCGUUCCGUCAGAUGUUUUCCUCCUCUCACGUGCUAAAGCCGACCCCCCCACGAGGGGGGGGGGGCUGCACAAAGGAAGAUGGCAGACGAGGAGGACUCGGGUCCCGAGACAGCCGCCGCCAGUCCCGCGGAGAGCCCUCACACUGCGCGGCCUCACUUCGUCUCCUUCUCCGAGAGCGUCCAGCCGGCCGUGGGCAUGAUGAGCCAGCUGCUGAGCCAGCCCGCCUCGCUGAAGUUCGACAAGAACAUCAAGCAGGCCUUCUACAACACCGGCGCGAUGAUCUUCGUGGCCAUCUGCUGCGGGGCCGCCGUGCUGGUCUACUUCAUCCUGGAGGCCUUCCUCCGCCCGCUGCUGUGGGCGGUGCUGUGCGGCACCUUCCUCCACCCGUUCAAGCACUCCCUGGCCCGCCUGGGUCGGAGCUGGCUCUGCGGCCUGCAGGACACCGGGACGCCCAUCGUGGUGGGUACGCUGCUGGUUCCCGUGUGGUGCGCCAACCACGGGCUGGAGGCUCUGGGCAGGCUGGUGCUGCAGAGGCUGACGGUGCUGCUGGUGAUCGGGGCGGGCACGCCCCUCCUCUACUUCCUGUACUUGUUCUGGAGCGUCAUCGGCAUGCAGGUGAUCCUCGGCCACGUCUGUGCGGUCAUCGGGGCCGUGCUGGACUGCUUCCGCGCCGUGUGGGUGUGUACUGCGGUGGUGGGCUACAUGUUAGCAGUAGUCUUUAAGUGGAGCCCCAGCACCGAGCGCUACCUGAGGGUUCUGUCUGUUCCUGUCUGGGCAGUCCUGCUCUUCUACCUGGUGUCUCUGACCGGAUCAUGGAGGGUGCCCAUAUUUGUGGUUGUGGUGAUACUUCUCAUCGUGGGCGCCCAGCAGAAACCACCUGUACCGGGCAAAGGAGAGCUGUCCGGGCAGGUUUUAUCGUUUGCCGCCAACACUAUCUACAUGGCCAUCUCCUGCAGCAACCUGCGGCUGAAAAGUGAGCACGGUGAAACCUCCUCUACAGAUGGUGUGAACGCCGUGGGCCCCGGGCCCGUCCCCAUCACCCCCGGCUUUCCACAGAGCUCUCGUCCUUUGCCGGCUGGCCUUUUUAAGAAAGAGAGGACAGCCCAGAGGGCCAGUGAUAUCUACUUUGUCCUGCUGGUCUGGGCCAUAGUACUGGUUCAGGUCUGGCUCAACCUGUGGAUCCUGCAACUACUCCCUAUUCCCGUGGCUGUUUGGGUGACGAAGAAGAUGGUGGUCCAUUUUGGCGUGAAGGGCUUCGCUGAGCGAACACUUGUCUCGUGGUGGGAGGUGCUUCAGAAGUUUGGACGUGAGAGACAGGAGGCCUUGUUGCCUGGACCGAUCAAAGGCCUCGCUCAGUUCCUGCUCCGCAUCGAUACCAAGAUGAUAGUGUGGCUGGAGCGAUCCCUGGACAAGCUCAUCAGUAUCUUCAUCAUCUUCCUGCUGGUCACAGGGACCCUGCUCAUGGCUCUACUGCUCACUGCUAUGGUUCACCACGAGAGCGUCCACAUCAUCGAUGUCACCAGCAACCUCAUCAACGAGACGGUGUCCAACCAUCCGGAGUGGGCCAGUUGGCUCCCAGAGGCCCGGGUCAUCCAAAAGGCUGUAAACUCAGCUGCUACCAAUGUCUACCAGCAUGGGAGAGAGUGGAUAACACAAAAGCUCCAUAAGAUGUUGGGAGACAAGGUCAACCACACGGCGGUCAUUGAAAAGCAGGUUUUGGAACUGUGGGACAGAUUGUACCACUCCUGGUUUGUUAAGAACGUUACCCACUCCGGGCGCCAUCGAGGCCACAAGAUGUCGCCUCAUCGGCAGAACAGCUGGCUCGUGGACAUCCUGGACUGGCAGGACAUUGCCUCCUUCGUACAGGAGAACAUCGAGACCCUGCUGUCGAUCCUGGAGUCUCUGUGGGUGGUGAUGAGCCGGAACGUUGGCCUGCUCUUUUCCACGGCGACCACGCUCUUCACCGUCCUGUUCCACGGCGGCACUGCCUUGCUCAACUUUGCCCUGAGUCUGGUGAUCUUCCUGACCACCCUGUUCUACCUGCUGAGCUCCAGUGGAGAAUACUACAAACCCGUCAAAUGGGUCAUCAGCCUGACGCCCCUCUCUCAGCCCGGACCCUCCUCCAAUAUCAUCGGCCAGUCUGUGGAGGAGGCCAUCAGAGGCGUCUUUGAUGCCUCGCUGAAAAUGGCCGUCUUCUAUGGCCUCUAUACCUGGCUCACGCACACCAUCUUUGGCAUCAACAUCGUCUUCAUCCCUUCUGCGUUGGCUGCCAUCCUGGGUGCCGUGCCGUUCCUGGGGACCUACUGGGCAGCGGUGCCGGCCAUGUGCGAUCUGUGGUUGGCACAAGGAGAAGGCGUCAAAGCCCUGCUGCUGCUGGUCUGCCAUCUGCUCCCGACCUACUUCGUGGACACGGCCAUAUACUCCGACAUCUCUGGAGGUGGGCACCCCUAUCUGACCGGUCUAGCCGUGGCAGGAGGAGCGUACUAUCUGGGUCUGGAAGGAGCCAUCAUCGGGCCCAUCCUGCUCUGCAUCUUGGUGGUUGCUGCCAAUAUCUACAGUGCCAUGCUGAUGAGCCCCAGUUCUGCCUUGCCCACACCUGUACAGCCCACCUGGUCUGUCCACCCCGGCAGGUCUUUUGUGGACUCCACUCCUGUGCUGCAGAAGGACAAGGACAGUGAAUGAAAGAAAACGAGGGGCGAAUCUCCCAGAUUCCUAUUGGCUGAUUCCUGAGAGGAAGGGGGGGUGGGGGUGGGGGUUUCAGAACUCUCCUAAAUUCCUCCCAAUACUGUCCAACCCCUACAGGGUUGGCCCUGACCAAGAGGUGGUGGGUUCAAUGUAAGACCAUGAAAUUACAAAUACGUGCAUACAUUCAGAGGCCAAGCUGUGUUCCAUGAGAUGUGGACCAACGACUCUUCAAAGCCUUAAGAUUUGAAAUGGCAGAGACAAUUGUGGUUCUCACAUAGUUGCACAUAACCCAGGUGCCUGUGCUGAUGUGCAAAUGUUGAGAAAAGCCUAAAUUUAUCAUUCUGCAUAUCGUAAUCAGCGGUUCAUGUUAAAACCGUAUGCGUUGGUCAUAUUAAGACAAUAAUUCCCUGAUCUGGUCCCAGCAGGCCUUGCCUGUCACUAAACGGCACAGCUGUGCAGUAUCUGUACUUGCUCUCUUCAUCCUCUUGGAGACUAAAGAUGAUUUUUGUAGCAAAAGUUGGCGGAUACGACGACAAAGUGAACUCUUGUUCCGCUUUUAUUUUUUUAAGCCUGGCUGUGAAUAAGGGGGUUUGUUCAAAAGUGGUCUCCCCCCUCCCCCCCCACCCCCGUUUUACUUAAUGCUCAUUUUAUUUUACACAACUAAUUCAAUUUGCAGUGUUAGCUCAUGAACAACAGUUUACUCUCCAAAGCUGGUUCUCCUAGACCAGGAUUUGCUACCAUUGUUGUUUGUCCUGUCACGUUUUAAAGGGUCAUUCCGGUAUUUUUUUUAAACCUGGGACCUAUUUUUCCAUCGUUUGGGAUCUAAAUGACUUAAUAGGGGCAAAAUAAAUGUUGGAAGUGGUCCAGUAUUGAGCGAGAACGCUUCAGCCGGCGGCCGCCAGACAGGCUGCGACGUAAUGGUUUGGGGGGGCAAGUGUGCGUUUCGUAGUGCGUCCACGAAAAGCGCUCGUUUUUGCCACUGACAGGCUCAGCUUGAUAUUAUGAGUGGCUGACAACAUUAUGGAAGAGACAGACCUUCUUCAAUAUGGUUCGCUUCGUCUGGUCUCUGUUCUUGCAUCCCUUUUGCCGCUGCUACUGUGUGCACGCCGGGGCGCGG
This is a messenger RNA of Lampris incognitus (smalleye Pacific opah), 3991 nucleotides long. It is a transcript of the gene tmem245, whose product is annotated as transmembrane protein 245. The transcript has 17 exons. NCBI's taxonomy places the organism in Eukaryota, Metazoa, Chordata, Actinopteri, Lampriformes, Lampridae. The record is from RefSeq and is a predicted model, not a curated record. Bases 268 to 2871 code for a protein of 867 amino acids.